AUGAUCUCGACCAACUCGUCUUCGUCCACAGCCGAGCUCCCGCCGCUGCCCUCUUUUUUUCUUGCGCCGAUACCCGACCUCGUCCCUGGGAUUCCCGAUGCCUACCUUUUCCCCAUUCUUCCCAUCGCCAUUUACUGGAUUGUCUCCAUGGUCUUUCAUGUCAUCGAUGUGUAUGACAUUUGGCCCCAAUACCGCCUGCAUACGCCAGAGGAGAUCACGAAGCGAAAUCAUGUAUCCCGUUACGAAGUUGCUCGCGACGUCGUCAUCCAACAGAUUAUUCAGAUUGCUAUGUCUCUCUUCCUCGACGCAACCGAGGAGAGACAGAUGAUUGGCAAGGAGGACUACGAUGUUGCCGUCUGGGCUACGAGAAUACGCGUUGCUCAACGUGCCCUUCCAGCCGUCCUCGGGUUGCUGGGUCUCAAUGCAGCCGCUAUUUCCAAGAACAUGGCCGCCUCCCAUCCACUCAUUGCAGGCGCACUAGCCGGCGGGCACUAUCCGUUUCUUACCACGACCUCUCUACAUGGAUCGAGUCCUGUUCCUGUCUUCGCUCCCUGGGAGAUGCGGAUGGCAAAAACCAUCCACUGGGUACUGGUGCCAGGACUUCAGCUUUUUGCGGCAACCGCGAUUUUGGAUACAUGGCAAUAUUUCCUCCACCGUUUGAUGCAUGUCAACAAGUGGUUGUACACCACUUUCCACUCUCGACAUCAUCGACUUUACGUGCCAUACGCAUACGGGGCUCUUUACAACCAUCCCGUUGAGGGUUUCCUCCUCGAUACCUUGGGAGCAGGGCUCGCGUACAAGGCAACUGGAAUGACCCAGAGACUCGGGGUUUUGUUCUUUUGUCUGUCCACUGUCAAGACUGUGGAUGACCACUGCGGAUAUUCUCUUCCUUGGGACCCCCUUCAACACUUGACGAGCAACAAUGCCGCUUACCACGACAUUCACCACCAAACCUGGGGGAUCAAAACGAACUUUUCUCAGCCUUUUUUUACUUUCUGGGACAAGGUCUUGAAUACUAGGUACCGGGGCCGCAGGGCAGACACCCUCAAGGAGAAGAGAAGGGCUGUCACAACCAAAUCGGAGUAG
Messenger RNA from Sodiomyces alkalinus F11, 1086 nucleotides. Its product is annotated as fatty acid hydroxylase superfamily protein. The coding region runs from base 1 to 1086 and encodes 361 amino acids. Lineage: Eukaryota; Fungi; Ascomycota; Sordariomycetes; Glomerellales; Plectosphaerellaceae. The record is from RefSeq and is a predicted model, not a curated record. Gene Ontology annotation, biological process: lipid biosynthetic process. Gene Ontology annotation, molecular function: oxidoreductase activity; iron ion binding. The transcript is spliced from 2 exons.